CUGCUUGUUCAUUUCCAGGAAUAGACUCGGAAGGGAAUUUAACCAUUACACAUCUUUCCAGAACCAGGUAAUAGGUUAUAUUUUUUCGUAUCAUAAGAUGAAAGGUGAGAUGCUUUUGUUGCGUUCCAAACAUUCCAUGGAAUAUACAUGUAAAACUGUUCACCGUCCCUAGAACUGUAUGCCAAUACAUUGACAUGCGGAAUGUUAGAAGCCAAAGUGGUUUUGCCUUUCAGACUCCAUACAUAGACUUUUUCAAAGCAAGUGCACAACCAUAAGAACUCGAGCGACCUUUAACGUUUGAGGAAAAUGUUUGAACAAGAUUUUUAAUAAAUACAAUCAUUUCAUCAACGUUGAAACGAAAUAGGUGCCUUGAAGAAUUGAGCGUUCUAUAGUUUCUGAAUUCAUGACAAACAGCGACCAAAGAAAUUUUUGCGAGGUGACUAUUUUUGAACACAUAAAUAUAAAUAUAAAUAUAAAGUUUUAAUGAAGUUUUUGAAGUUGCAUUGAGACGUACAUGCCCGAACUUGAAUCACAAACUUUUUUUUUCUUUGGUGCACACGUUGCAAGUACCAACAACUACAUGGGGUGGAAACAACUGGAGAUUGACAAAGCUCAUUUAGCAUACAUCGUUACUGGGAUUUUUAUAACUAUUUUUUGUUAUACAUCUAGUAUUAUUCGCGAACGGUUGUUGAUCGGUGAAGCAACUCUGGGCAGUAUUGUCGGUCUCAUCUUUGGACCACAUGCUGCCAAUUUAAUUAACCCAAAGUCAUGGGGAAAUAUGGAAUAUGUGACUAUUGAGAUAUGUAGGAUUGUCAUUAAUGUUCGGGUGUUUGCUUCUGGUGUGGAAUUGCCAGUCGCGUAUUUCCAAAAUCAUUUUCGCAGCAUCUUUAUAAUGCUGAGUAUGAUUAUGAUUUUUGGAUGGUUGGUUUCAGCUGGUUUCGCUUAUGCAUUGUUUCCGAAAGUUACGUUUUUAGGAUCUCUGCUUAUAGCGGGAUGUAUCACUUCAACAGAUCCAGUUUUGUCCGCCUUGAUUGUAGGAGAAGGCCCCAUUGGGAGGAGAAUUCCUCAAAAAAUCCGUGCAUUAUUAAUUGCAGAGUCUGGAUGUAAUGAUGGUAUGGCAGUUCCCUUCCUAUACUUUGCCUUGAAACUGUUGACUGUGAAGCCUUCCAAGGACGCUGGUCGAGACUGGGUGUUGUUGAUUGUGCUAUAUGAGUGUACAUUAGGGAUUUUCGUUGGGUGUGUACUGGGUGUGUUGUUGGACAAAUUGCUCAAGUGGUUUCAAAAGCUGAAAUUUAUUGACGCCAAUAGCUACUAUUCGUUGUCCUUUGCUAUUCCUUUGAUGUGCUCGGGUAUUGGCACUAUCAUUGGAGUAGAUGAUUUAUUGCUUUCGUUUUUUACAGGGGUAAUGCUUGCAUGGGACAAUGCGUUUGUUGAUAACAUGUCGGAAUGCUAUGUACCACCGUUCAUUGAUCAGACCUUCAACUUGUUAUUCUUUACAUAUUUUGGAAGUAUUAUCCCUUGGGAAAAAUUUAACUGGAUCCAGAUGGAGCUCUCUGUUUGGCGGCUUAUUGUAUUUACCAUUCUAAUUUUCUUCUUUCGGCGCAUUCCAGCUGUCUUGAUGUGUAAACCGCUGAUUCCAGACAUUGAUACAUGGAAAGAUGCCUUGUUUGUUGGUCACUUUGGACCUAUUGGCGUAUGCGCUGUGUAUAUGUCUUUUGUAGCAAAGUCCAUGCUUACACCAAACGAAAUUGAAGACUCGGUUUACAAAUCUACAGAAGAAUUUUACAUUCUUCAUGAAGUAUUAUGGCCAAUUGUUUGUUUUGUCAUCUUGUCGUCUAUCAUUGUUCAUGGGUUUAGUGUGCCGAUUCUUAUUUAUGGUGAGAAAUUGAAAAAUUUAUUGAUACGACGACACAAAGCGAACAAUCCCACGAUUCCUAUGCACGAAAUGCCUACUAAAUCGUCCAAGUCCACAUCUAAAUCCAAAGAAAAGAGUCCCUCAUAA
Messenger RNA from Schizosaccharomyces octosporus yFS286, 2002 nucleotides. RefSeq names its product plasma membrane sodium ion/proton antiporter Sod2. Gene Ontology annotation, molecular function: sodium:proton antiporter activity. Gene Ontology annotation, biological process: intracellular potassium ion homeostasis; sodium ion export across plasma membrane; regulation of membrane potential. The record is from RefSeq and is a predicted model, not a curated record. Gene Ontology annotation, cellular component: plasma membrane. NCBI's taxonomy places the organism in Eukaryota, Fungi, Ascomycota, Schizosaccharomycetes, Schizosaccharomycetales, Schizosaccharomycetaceae. The transcript is spliced from 2 exons. The coding region runs from base 515 to 2002 and encodes 495 amino acids.